GACUGAUGAGCAAUUUAACCGCACGUAGCUGCAGCUUGGUCUUCCACAACUCCUCUGGACUUACUCUGAGCAGGACCAAAUACCUGUGACAUUAAGCCACCAUGGACGUGAAGUUACUCGCAGUCGUGGCUGCGCUCACACUGCUGGCACAUGUGCCCCUUUCGCAAGCCAAGCCUAUCAGUCUAGUGGAGAGAUGCUACUGCCGUUCAACGGUCAACAGCCUCCCUCGGGGAUACAUACGAGAGCUCCGCUUCAUACAUACGCCCAACUGCCCCUUCCAAGUCAUUGCCAAGCUGAAGACAAACAAGGAGGUGUGUGUGAACCCUGAAAUCCGAUGGCUGCAACAAUACCUGAAAAAUGCCAUCAACAAGAUGAAAAAGUCCAAACAAGGUAACUAAUGUUCCUGCUAAGAUCCACCUGAGCCAUCAUUGAGGAUAUGGAGCAUCAUCACAUACAUAUAUUGUUUACCGGUAUAUAAAUACAGUAUUUACUGUACAUGUUCUGUCGUCAUCAUAAAUGCGGUUAUGAAGCACUUAUCAGAGCUGUCCUGCAGCAUUCUUUUGCAUGGAAUCAUUGCAUCAUCAUCACCAUCACUGAUCAUUGUCACUGCCGCUUAGGUUAUAGAUAUGUUAUUUGUGCAAAGUGCAAUUAUAUCUGUCUUUGUUCUCCUAACUAUAAUGUACAGUGUAUACUUUUUUGUUAUCGGACUUCAGCCGUUGUGCUCCAAAACGUAACCAUGGGCGGUUUCACCAAAAUGUAGUCCAUAUUUCAGGUGAAUUGGCCCCAAGGAAUUUGUAUUUGUGCCACACAGACUGAGUACAUUGUACAGGAGUCUAGUAAAAGUUCCAAUGAUGAUGUUUUUGUGAUGGAAGGAAGGACUCGAGCAUUUCCUGAGCAACACUCUGUUUGCGAUAAUGUGACCCCCAACAUGGCUGCUUUAGUUUUUAACUCACUGAUAC
Molecule: messenger RNA, 959 nt
Organism: Hippocampus comes (tiger tail seahorse)
Lineage: Eukaryota; Metazoa; Chordata; Actinopteri; Syngnathiformes; Syngnathidae
Gene: cxcl12a
Product: chemokine (C-X-C motif) ligand 12a (stromal cell-derived factor 1)
Exons: 4
Coding region: 102-398 (98 amino acids)
Biological process (GO): immune response
Cellular component (GO): extracellular region
Molecular function (GO): chemokine activity
Source: RefSeq, a predicted model, not a curated record